AUGGGCGGUGUAGGGCGCGACGUGUACUUAGGUGCGGUCGUGCGAAGUGGAUGGGUGUUUCCCGCGGGGCUAUGCCGGAUAGGGCCUCCCAUACCGGACAGGCCCGCGGGAAGCACCAGCGGACCCUGCGGGGUCGGAGGAUGGCGGCCUGCUAGGCCGCGAGGGAUGGGGACCUCACCCCGUAUCAAAGGCGGUUUCCGGUGUCCGACAACACUGGACACGUAUGCAAUGGCAAGUUUGAAAGACGAUUUACCCCAGGAGGGUACCUCCAGCUUAGCUGGAGGAGAAUCCCUCCCCGCGGCCUCGGCCGCGGGCUGCCCCUCGUAUUCUGGGGGGGGCAAAAACUGCCUGACGGAUACAACGACGACCUUGGCUACGAAGAUGGACUCUGAAGCACGUGAUUGGGCAAUGAGGAAGGAGAGGGAGAAUCGCAGGAUGGAGUGCGAUGCGUCGGAUUCCGACGACACCCCCAUCAUCGUGUCGGAGUGGUUCGGGGCGAAAAGACCUCGCCUCAGCGACUGCUCGACAGAUGACGACCGGGCGACAUCCCCAGCGACGAGAAAGUGGCGCCAGCAGGAGAAAAAGGCGGCUGCCAAAGCUCGGGCCGCGAGCAAGGAGGAGGACCUGGAGAAGGAGACAGGUCUUGCUCGCUUCCGGCGUGAGACGCGGGCCGCACUUUUCCCUCGUCCGGCAGCUGGAGGAGAAAGAUGCGCCGCACAGCUACAGGAGCAGGUGCGGGAGGACUUGGAGGUGAUCGCGAAAGUGGCCACCAAGUCCUCCAGUCUGAAGGGCACCUUCGUGCGGGCCUUAAAGGAUGCCGCGGCAUCCAUCAAGGAUGCUGUGGAAGUCCUUGGGGCCCGCACGCAAACGGAAGAGACAAAGCAGCUUCAGGAAGACAACGUCCGACUGCGCGCCGAGAUGGCUGCACUUCGCAUGGAGCUCGCUGAGAUAAAGGAAAGCUUGCGGAAACGGGGUUCCGCGAGCCACUCCGACCCGGAUGUGACGAUGGAGGCCGCCCCCGCAUCACGGCCCCCACAAUCAACACCGAGCGAGACGCCCUCCGUGGAGGAGAUCUGUCGCGCAGUGAUGGUCCAGGUCGGCGGGAUGAUGAACGCCCGCCUGGCCUCACUGGAAGACAGACUUCUCCCGGAGAAGAACCUGCGGCCGCCUCUCGCGGCCGACAAGAGGAGGGGCGAGGGCACCUACGCUGCCAAACUCGCCCGGCAGCCACCCCAACUGGCUGCUCAACCUGGCCCCAGCGGCACUCAACGCAGGGCCCCACCGAUGCCGCAACAUCGCCCGUCGGGUCCUGCCCAGAGCCGACCUGCGACCCAGGGUACGUCUUCCCCCCCUGGCGGAGAAAAGAAGAAGAAGAGGAAGAAAAAUAAGAAAAAGAAGAAGCAGAAGGCUUCGCCACCCGGGCAGCAGCAGUCGCAGCCCGCGGUGGGCGAAUGGAUUAAGGUGGGCCCCAGAAAGCGGCCCAAAGAGAAGAGGGGCGUCGACAAGCUCCACGCGCCUCGGUCGUCUGCGGUGACCAUAACGCUGCAGCCCGGCGCGGCGGAGAGCGGGGUCACAUACGCCAGCAUCAUCGCCUCGGCAAAGGCGAGGAUCAACCCAGCUGACUUCGGAGCCCAGGGAGUUCGCCUUCGGAAGGCCGCCAACGGGGGACGCGUGUUUGAGUUCCCGGGCGCCUCCAGUGGCGAGAAGGCGGACUCCCUGGCCCAGAGGCUGCGGGAGGUCCUCGAUGGGGGUGUCGUCCGCGUCGCCCGGCCCGUGAAGACGGUGGCCCUACGGGUGGCGGGGUUGGACGACGCCACCACCGCUGCCGAGGUGGUCACCGCAGUUGCCGCAGCGGGCGGGUGCCCAGCUGACCAGCUGAGAGCGGGGGCGAUGUCGACCGGCCGCGACGGACUGGGAUCAGUCGUGGUCCAGUGUCCCGUCGCGGCGGCGAAGAAAGUCGCGACCGACGGUCGCCUGCUGGUUGGGUGGGUGUCCGCCCAGGCAAGACUUAUGGAUCCCCGCCCCUCUGUGUGUUACAGGUGCCUGGCUCCAGGUCAUCUGUCCGGCCAGUGCCAGGCGGUGGUGGAUCGCUCCGGGGUGUGCUUCCGGUGCGGUCAACCAGGGCACAAGGCCCGCGGAUGCACGGCGGUGCCUCAUUGCAUCGUCUGCGCCGCGGCCGGUGCCCCUGCGGAACACCGCGCCGGGAGCAAGGCGUGUGUUCCUCCCCCCAAAGGGAGGAGAUCAAGGAAGGCAGGAGGGGACGGUCCGAGCCAGACGGCCGGACAAUCCUCGGACCCACCCCCACAGGCAGCGGUGCCUGGGGCUGAGGAGGUUGCUAUGGCCAUCGAAUAA
Messenger RNA from Papilio xuthus (Asian swallowtail), 2352 nucleotides. RefSeq lists its product as uncharacterized. The transcript has a single exon. The coding region runs from base 1 to 2352 and encodes 783 amino acids. The record is from RefSeq and is a predicted model, not a curated record. NCBI's taxonomy places the organism in Eukaryota, Metazoa, Arthropoda, Insecta, Lepidoptera, Papilionidae. Gene Ontology annotation, molecular function: nucleic acid binding; zinc ion binding.